UUACUCCUCAUAUGACUCAAGCAUACUACACUGGGAUUGCAGCUAAUUGCGCGGGAGUCUUUCACGUAUAUGUAACGGAUUGUAAUGGAAAAGUGAUACGUGAUAAGGGAAAGGUUAAUUGCGCCCAGGAACACGUACUUGAUUGGUAUGAUGCCCCAAGUUUGUAUUGUGUUCAUCUGUUACCGCAAUUACGUCCUAAAGACAAUCGAUACAAAAUGGUUCAAGUUCCCGAAAAAUAA
Diversispora eburnea is the source of this 239-nucleotide messenger RNA. Lineage: Eukaryota; Fungi; Glomeromycota; Glomeromycetes; Diversisporales; Diversisporaceae. The record is from the annotation of a GenBank genome assembly.